AUGAUCCACACCAUGUCUUUGAUGCAUGAUGAUCUCCCUUUUAUGGAUAAUGAUGAUUUGCGGCGCGGAAAGCCGACGAAUCACAAGGUUUUUGGGGAGGAUGUGGCUGUUUUGGCUGGUGAUGCACUUCUUGCAUAUGCAUUUGAGCAUAUGGCAGUUGCCACAAAAGGGGUGCCUAGUGAAAGGAUUGUGAGGGUGAUUGGUGAAUUGGCUAAGUGUAUUGGCUCUGAAGGAUUGGUUGCAGGCCAGGUUGUUGAUAUAUGUUCCGAAGGAAAUGCCGACGUGGGAUUAGACCAUUUGGAGUUCAUUCACAUACACAAAACUGCUGCUUUAUUGGAGGGAUCAGUUGUUUUGGGGGCUAUAUUGGGUGGUGCAAAUGAUCAAGAAGUUGAAAAAUUGAGGAAAUUUGCUAGGUGUAUUGGGCUGUUGUUUCAAGUGGUGGAUGAUAUUCUUGAUGUCACAAAAUCUUCUCAAGAAUUGGGGAAAACUGCAGGCAAAGAUUUGUUGGCUGAUAAAACAACUUAUCCGAAGCUGAUCGGAAUCGAUAAAUCGAGAGAAUUUGCUGCGAAAUUGAAUAGGGAAGCUCAAGAACAGCUUGCUGAAUUUGAUCCUGAAAAGGCUGCUCCAUUGAUUGCUUUGGCUAAUUACAUUGCUUAUAGGGACCAUUGA
This is a messenger RNA of Fraxinus pennsylvanica, 669 nucleotides long. Lineage: Eukaryota; Viridiplantae; Streptophyta; Magnoliopsida; Lamiales; Oleaceae. The record is from the annotation of a GenBank genome assembly.